UUCACCUACAUACCUCCCUCUUUCUACGCAAAUCCCCUCGGAAACCUUCACGGUGCAGCACACUCUCUCAUCUACGAUAAUUGCACCACCCUAGCCCUCGCCGCCAUCGCUACACCAGGAUUUUGGAUGUUGGGUGGGGUGAGCAGGGUACUGGAUGUCAAAUAUGUGAGAGGACUUAAAGUGGGCGAGGAGGUGACGGUGGAGUGUGAAGUCGUGCAUGUGGGGAGGCAGGCGGCGGCGUUGAGGGGGGUUAUUAAGGAUAAGGAUGGGAGGGUUGCGAGUACGUGUGAGCAUGACAAGACGAAUAUU
This is a messenger RNA of Aureobasidium pullulans EXF-150, 309 nucleotides long. RefSeq lists its product as uncharacterized. Gene Ontology annotation, molecular function: fatty acyl-CoA hydrolase activity. The transcript has a single exon. NCBI's taxonomy places the organism in Eukaryota, Fungi, Ascomycota, Dothideomycetes, Dothideales, Saccotheciaceae. The annotation marks the transcript as partial. The record is from RefSeq and is a predicted model, not a curated record.